Molecule: messenger RNA, 3675 nt
Organism: Scleropages formosus (Asian bonytongue)
Lineage: Eukaryota; Metazoa; Chordata; Actinopteri; Osteoglossiformes; Osteoglossidae
Gene: cyria
Product: family with sequence similarity 49 member A
Exons: 12
Coding region: 158-1129 (323 amino acids)
Biological process (GO): regulation of actin filament polymerization
Molecular function (GO): small GTPase binding
Source: RefSeq, a predicted model, not a curated record
CCGUUAAACCAGCAGGGUGACGGCGCUCGUGCUCGACGACGAGAACUUCUUGACAAUUCCUGUCCUGAAAGAAAGUGCGGAGAGCUUCAGCGGGCGGACGAGUCGAGCCGGCGGAUGGUGUAAAAGAGAAGGCGUUUACCACAUAAGGUCUGCUGGGAUGGGCAAUCUUCUCAAAGUCCUGACGCGGGAAAUAGAGAAUUAUCCACAUUUUUUCCUGGACUUUGAAAAUGCUCAGCCGACUGAUGCCGAGAGGGAGGUGUGGAACCAAGUCAACGCCAUCCUGCAGGAAUCAGAGAGCAUCCUCUCUGGACUGCAGGCCUACAAGGGAGCUGGCCAGGAGAUAAGACAAGCGAUACAGAAUCCGAGCGACCAGAUGCUCCAGGAGCAAGCGUGGAACUCCGUCUGUCCCUUAGUCGUCCGACUCAAAGAGUUCUACGGGUUCUCUCUGAAACUGGAGAAGGCCCUGCAGAGCCUGCUGGAGUCGCUCACGUGCCCCCCGUUCACGCCAACGCAGCACCUGGAGAAGGAGCAGGCGCUGGCCAAGCAGUUUGCCGAAAUCCUGCACUUCACGUUGCGCUUCGACGAGCUCAAGAUGAGGAACCCAGCCAUCCAGAACGACUUCAGCUACUACCGACGCACCAUUAGUCGAAACAGGAUAAACAACAUGAACAUGGACAUCGAGAACGAAGUCAACAACGAGAUGGCCAACAGGAUGUCCCUCUUCUACGCCGAGGCCACUCCGAUGCUGAAAACCUUAAGCGACGCCACAACGAACUUCGUGUCGGAGAAUAAAACGCUGCCCCUCGAGAACACAACGGACUGCCUGAGUACGAUGGCCAGCGUGUGCAAAGUGAUGCUCGAAACGCCGGAGUACACGAGCAGGUUCAGCAGCGAGGACACCCUCCUGUUCUGCAUGCGAGUUAUGGUGGGCGUCAUCAUCCUGUACGACCACGUGCACCCCGACGGAGCGUUCAUAAAGACGUCCAAAAUCGACAUGAAGGGAUGUAUAAAAGUCCUGAAGGACCAGCCGGCAGACAACGUUGAAGGCCUCCUCAAUGCCCUUAGGUUCACCACGAAACACCUGAACUACGAGUCCACGCCAAAGAACAUCCGGGCGAUGCUUCAGUAAACGGCUCCCCCGAAGAGGAUCCUCCCGCUCACCUUGUAUAUGUUUACAUAAUUUAAAGACUCGGUGUUAAUACUCGCCUGUAUUUCCGUAGCCCUUCCCUCCGCGUUACUGACCAAGCUUUACGGAACCUGCGUUUUUAUUGCAAAGUUAAUAGCCCGCGCCACCGAGUGUCGAAGCGCAAGAUAACGGAUGCCUUUUAGCCUUAAAAGCCGAGACGCGAGAAACGUUCGGCUUGCGGUCGCUCGAGGGUGCGGGAAGCGGGGCGAAGGCGAGCGGUCGCGUCCACCGUUCGGGGCCGCGGCGCGCUCGUGGCGACGGCUCGCCUCGAUUUUUCUCGUUGAAGCCGCGUCGUGUCGCGUGCGGUAACCGACGGGAUGCGCCGCCGUGCCGAGAAGAGAGGGAAUGAGCUGAUGCGUGCGUGCCUGCGUUUAAGUGUUGCGGAAGAGGUUUGGAUAUUGCUUUUUGGCGUGUGAACGUGUGCGGUUAUGUUCAUAUGUUUUCUUUCGUGCUUUUGAGCAUCUAACACAAAUGCGUUGCCUGAAAACUAAUAGCUUUAAAUAAACAAACAUGUGACAUUAAACAUUUUCAAAGUGAUAUUUGCGGGAGAUUGAAUGUUCUGUUUUCCACAAAGGGGCGAAUUUUUUUUAUUUAUUUUUUUCCCCCAAUAUGAAGAACGUCUUUGAGGCGUGGCCUGAUCCGAUGGCGAUCCGACGUGUUCGGCGUAAGGAUGGCGGCGUCGCAGGCUCCUUGUGGGACUUUUGAGGGAUGCCGUUCUGAGCUCCGGCCUUGCUUCGAUGGUCGGGGUCCGGGUUCCCGAGUCCAGUUUGCCUUCGGAGCAACGCGGAGAGGCAACGACACGUUUGCCGUACAGGAAGACGAUCGUCAGCGUCUAGUCAUCCCGCAUGUUGUGCAAAAAAGUGACGGACGCCAAAUUUGUUGCAGUUUUUUCAUUUUUACUUUUGCAUUUGCAGAGGACGUUUGCCACUGAAUGCUGGUAGCUGAAUAAUUCCGAAAAUAAAUCUGGCCCAGUGAUUGAUUUUUUUUUUUUUUUUAAUUCUGAUUUCAUUUCAGCUGCUGUGAGGUUGGAAACUACGCAGGGAUAAUUUUUGAGCGACCGCCUUUUGCUCUCUGUACCUUUUCUUUUCUAGUGUGUUCUGGUGUAUUUAUAGUCGCACAGGUGUGUCCAAUUAAAGUGCCGGUACCUUAUGAGUUCCAUGCCCGGUUGCGUGAAACCCCUUCAGUUUUCACAUGUAAGCGAUUUCCUUAAACGUGAACCGAGAAAAGGUAAGACGGCCGUUAAGGGACCGUCGACGGCCACCUUCACCUGACCGGUCACAGGUUGCGGAAAAAUGUUAGAAAAUAAAUUCCUUGUAUCCAUGGAACAACGAGUAACAGCGCAAUACUGUUGAUGCUGCUUUGAAGGCAGAAUCGGAUUCGACGUGAAGUUCUCUCGUUUGCUGUUUUUCAUUUUUCAUGACUUGUAGGUCGAGAAGGAAAAAUGAAUAAAUUUACCUCCCUCUCACAGAUUUUGAGUUUUACUGUAUUACAUCGCAUUUUGUUCACUUAGGUUCAAUUGGGAUGGGAGAUUAAUGAAUUAAUUGGAACUUUAUUUUAUUUCAUUUUCUUGUUCAUUUAUUUCAUUUCCUUUCUAUAACCAGUUUGGCUUGUAAGUUUAACAUUUAUAUUAGAAGUGAAUGGUUCUUCAUUUUUACAUUGAAUAAUCAGUUUGCUGCCAAACACUACUUGAGCUGUAUGGUAAAAGUAGUAGUUUGAGGUCAAAGCUUCGGGUAAAAAACCCAGGGAACGUCAUCGAAUAGAUUCAAGCGGUGUCGUUUUUCACGUCCCGGAGGAGAUGAUCCCGGCCACCGAAGGUAUUUUAUGCAACCGGACGUGGGUCUCAAACAUCAUUUGUACAUUUUGACACCUUUUGUGUGUUUUUCCUCACUCGUCUCCACAGAAGUUCCUUCUCGUGUCCAAAUGCAAAGCAAAUUCAGAGUUUUUUUUUCGCAUAAAUAUAGGGGGCGUUAAUGAUGUAAUAUUAAUAUUUCGAGUCAGUUAACCCAACGUCCCAUCGAUCGAUACAGAAAUGGAUUUUCAGGGUCCCAGCAGACGUGCACUUCCUGGUCAUUUAAUGAUUGCCUAAUCGAUCUGAUUAAUCGGACUGAUUAUCCAGGUAUAAAAAUGAUCUAACAAUAUAUUCGGUGUUUUUCAUCCUGUACUUUCCGGCUAUUUUGCGUUACACAUGCGGCUGCUCGUACAGACACUGCGUAAGAAGUAAACGCUGUAAAAACCACUGUAACAACGUAAGGAUUGUAGUUGUCACGAAAACAUUUCAGCUGCGUGCGGAAAAGCAGAAACGAAGGACGGAGUUUAAAUUAUUUUGUGGGGUAACAUUCCAUAUCGCUGUCGAUUAAACGUGGAAAUUAUAGAUGAUGUCGGAAAUUCCGAUCGUGUGGUUUUUUUCGCGUGUGUUUUUUGUGUUUAUUUUUAGAGUGCAUAGUGUACGGGUGUGUGAGAAAAUAAAGAUUGGAACCGUUUCCUCGGAA